Molecule: messenger RNA, 369 nt
Organism: Cucurbitaria berberidis CBS 394.84
Lineage: Eukaryota; Fungi; Ascomycota; Dothideomycetes; Pleosporales; Cucurbitariaceae
Exons: 5
Coding region: 1-369 (122 amino acids)
Source: RefSeq, a predicted model, not a curated record
AUGUUCCCUCCGGAAAACCGCUUGGACAUCCCCAUCAUAGAAGUAUCAACAUUACAAGGGUGUGACCCUGAUCGUCAGGCCCGACUAGGCGAAGUCUUUGAAUCGUUGCGGCAAGAAGGGUUCCUAAUCGUCGCAUCGGGCAUGGCUGUCCACUCAUUCCCUUCGAUACAUAUAAUGCGGGAAACCUCUACCAAAGAAGAUAAAGAAACCACCGCAACGAAGAUCCUAGCAGAGUCUGGGGCUUUCGACACUCACCUUUGGGAAACAAUAGAGGAACUGUACGAGUUCAAGCGCUUGUACCCCACUGUCGAGCAUUUCACACCGCUUUUGGUUGCAGAUGGAGCGGCUAGUAAAGACGCGCUUGGUUAA